Molecule: messenger RNA, 855 nt
Organism: Beta vulgaris subsp. vulgaris (sugar beet)
Lineage: Eukaryota; Viridiplantae; Streptophyta; Magnoliopsida; Caryophyllales; Amaranthaceae
Exons: 2
Coding region: 1-855 (284 amino acids)
Source: RefSeq, a predicted model, not a curated record
AUGGACAAUGAUCAAGGAGGAAGAGAGGGUGGAGAAGGGAGAGUCCCUAGAGGGCUUAGCUUGGAGCAAGCACAAAAUAUACGAAGGGAUAGGCAGCUUGAAGACCUAACCACACGCAUGGAUGAACUCAUGCGCAUGAUGCAACAAGGGAUGCAUGGUAAUCGACGCAGCCAAUCUCCUAGUCCUGUCCACCAUCCAAGACAUAGACAACCACCAAGGGAUGAUGAUAGAGGGCUAAGGCUAGAUCUUCCAGAUUUUGAUGGUGCUAUGAAGCCAGAGAAGUUCCUUGAAUGGCUGCAAAGAAUGGAAAGAGUCUUUGAUUAUAAAGACUAUGAUGAUGCUAAGAGGUUUAAGGUAGCUAUCCUAAAGCUUACAGGUUAUGCUAGCCUAUGGUAUGAGAACUUAAAGAACAAGAGGCGCAAGGAUGGCAAACCAAGCCUACAUUCAUGGGAGAAGCUAAAGACUAGGAUGAAGAAAAGAUUUCUUCCUUCUGAUUUUACACAAGAUAUGUUUCGAAAACUCCAAGUUUUACAACAAAACACUCUAAGUGUGGAGGAAUAUGUGGUGGAGUUUGAGAAAAUCAACAUGUUAUGUGAUGUAGAUGAGAAAGCUGAACAUAAGAUAGCUCGUUUCAUUGCUGGAUUGGAUAAGAAACUAGCUAAGAAGGUGGAUCUACAACCUUAUUGGAGUUUUGAAGAGGUGGUACAAGUAGCUAUGAGGGCUGAAAAGUAUGUUAAGGCUAAGAAAGCCUCCACCUUUAAGCCUUUUGUGAAGCAAGGAGAGAAACCCUAUAGUGGCGCCAAGAAGGAAGAAGGUAUGCAUCUACUUCUAAGUUUGAUAAGUUUAAAGGGAUAA